Molecule: messenger RNA, 4021 nt
Organism: Myotis davidii
Lineage: Eukaryota; Metazoa; Chordata; Mammalia; Chiroptera; Vespertilionidae
Gene: PRR12
Product: proline rich 12
Source: RefSeq, a predicted model, not a curated record
AUGACCACACGUGUGUUCCAUGUGGGACUCUUCCCCCUGCAUCCUCCCCCCGCCCCCCAUCCCUUGGUCUAUGGCAGCUCCAGGACCUCGCACCCCGAGACGGACAUCUUACACCGCCAGGCCUACGGGGCCCCCCACCCACUGCAAAGCUAUGCCACCAACCACCACCCUGCAGGCCUCUCUGGACUCUUUGACACUGGCCUCCACCACGCAGGCUCAGCAGGGCCCGACGCCUCCGUCAUGAACCUCAUCUCGGCCCUGGAGUCCCGGGGCCCCCAGCCAGGCCCCUCUGCCUCCUCUCUCCUCUCCCAGUUCCGCAGCCCUUCCUGGCAAACAGCCAUGCAUACUCCAGGCCCCACGGAGCUCUUCAUCUCGGGCGCCCUGCCGGGUUCCAGCACCUUUCCGUCCUCCUCUGCCCUGUCGGCCUACCAGCACCCGGCUUCCUUCGGCAGCCGCCCCUUCCCGGUGCCCUCGUCCCUCAGCCUCCAGGACCCCCCAUUCAGUCCCCCGGCUAACGGGCUCCUGUCCCCUCAUGACGUGCUGCACCUGAAGCCCUCGCAGGCGCCCACGGUGCCCUCCUCGCUAGGCUUUGAGCGCCUGGCGGGGGGUGGUGUCUGUGGAGCAGGGGGUGGCGGCGGAGGUUACCGCCCCAUCAUUCAGUCCCCUGGUUAUAAGACGGGCAAAGGCGGCUAUGGGGCAGCUGCGGGUGGUGCCAACAGGCCCCCACCGCCUCGUUCAACAGCCACACCCAAAUGCCAGAGCCUGGGUGGUCCGGCAGCGGCCUAUGCCACUGGGAAGGCCUCUGGGGCUGGCGGGGCGGGAGGCCAGGCCUAUUCUCCUGGUCAGCCCCAGGGGCUUCUAGGACCCCAGGCCUAUGGGCAAGGGUUUGGAGGGGGUCAAGCGCAGGACUUGAGCAAAGGCCCUAGCUACUCGGGGGGGCCUCCCCAGCCCCCCAGUGGCCCCCAGCCUCCUGGCCUAGCCACGUGUCAGAGCUACUCCCCUGACCAGCUGCAGGGGCAGCUGUAUGGGGUGCAGGGUGAGCCGUACCCAGGGCCAGCUGCCCACUCCCAGGGGCUGCCCACAGCCAGCCCCUCACUCAGCUAUAGUACUGGCCAUUCCCCGGCGCUCUCGGGCCACGGAGGUGGCUGGGGUCCCAGCUCCCUGGGUGGCGGCGGAGAGGCCAGCCCUUCUCACAUCAUCCGCCCGCUGCAGUCGCCGCCUGCCCCUGGUCGCCCGCCUGGAGUCGGCUCUCCAGGAGCCCCUGGCAAAUACCUGAGCUCCGUCCUGGCCUCAGCCCCAUUCCUGGCACCCCCGGGAGCCGGCAGCUAUGCAGGCGGAGCAGGUGGCUACAAAGGCAAGGGGGAUGGCUCGGAGUUGCUGGCAGGCCCCGGGGGGCCUCCCGCUGAGCGCACGGAGGACGAGGAGUUCCUCAUCCAGCACCUCUUGCAGGCGCCCAGCCCCCCGAGGACCUCAGGAGCCGAUGGCUUGGUGGGCGAAGAUGGGGCGGCAGACGCCUCCAAAGGACUUGGGGGGAGUGGCGGGGCUGGGGGUCCCCCGGGCACGCCCUAUGAGCUGGCCAAGGAAGAUCCCCAGAGGUACCAUCUGCAGAGCGUCAUCCGUACCAGUGCCAGCCUCGAUGAGGGUGCCACCGCAGCCCUGGAGCUAGGCCUGGGGAGGCUGAAGGAGAAGAAGAAAGGGCCGGAACGGGGUGGUGAGACCCCCGAGGGGCUGGCCACCUCAGUUGUCCACUAUGGGGCAGGUGCCAAGGAGCUGGGGGCCUUUCUCCAGAAGAGCCCGCCACCCCCGCCUCCCACGGCCCAGCCUGCCCAGCCCACGCCCCAUGGCCUCCUCCUGGAGGCCGGAGGCCCUGACCUCCCGCUGGUGCUGCCUCCUCCUCCCCCACAGCUGCUGCCCUCAGUCCUCAGCCACACCCCCAGCCCGUCCUCCAGCACCCCCAAAGGCAGAGUCCACAUCCUUACCCGGGAGGGGGCGCCCCAACCGCCCCCGCCGCCUCCGCCACCCAUGCCUCUCCAGCUCGAGGCCCAUCUACGCAGCCACGGGCUGGAGCCUGGCGCCCCCAGCCCCCGCCUGCGACCGGAGGAGGGCCUGGAGCCGCCGGGUGCCAUGCAGGAAUUGCUCGGGGCCCUGGAACCGCUGCCCCCCGGGCCCGGUGACACUGGCGUGGGCCCGCCCAACAGCGAGGGGAAGGAUCCCUCGGGGGCCUACCGCAGCCCCAGCCCACAAGGCACCAAGGCCCCCCGCUUCGUGCCACUCACCUCCAUCUGCUUCCCCGACUCCUUGCUCCAAGACUCCCCUCCCGGCCCCCCCGCCUAUGAUCCCUACGGGCCCUACUGCUCCAGUCGGGCAUCUGGAGCAGGGCCCGAGACGCCCGGCCUGGGCCUCGACCACAGCAAGCCGCCCGAGCUGCCCUCCACGGGUCGGGGCCGUGGCCGGGGCAGGAAGGCCGAGGAAGCGGGGGGCACCCGGCUGGAGCCCCUGAAGCCACUGAAGAUCAAGCUGUCUGUGCCCAAGGCUGGUGAGGGUCUGGGGGCCUCCUCCGGUGACGCCCUCUCAGGCGCCGACCACAACAGCUUGGACUCGAGCCUGACUCGGGAGAAGAUCGAGGCCAAGAUCAAGGAGGUGGAGGAGAAGCAGCCGGAGAUGAAGUCCGGCUUCAUGGCUUCCUUCCUGGACUUCCUCAAGUCGGCCCUCGAGGCCGCGGAGAGCGAGGGGCUGGGGCUGGGCUGCCCGUCCCCCUGCAAGCGGCUGGACGAGGAGCUGAAACGGAACCUGGAGACGCUGCCCUCCUUCUCCUCGGACGAGGAAGACUCCGUGGCCAAGAACCGGGACCUGCAGGAGAGCAUCUCGUCGGCCAUCUCCGCCCUCGAUGACCCGCCCCUGGUUGGGCCCAAGGACACCUCCACUCCGGACGGGCCUCCCUUGGCUACUGAGGCUCCGGUCCCAGGGCCGCCCCCUCUCCCAGGGCUCCCCAGUGCCAGCAGCAAUGGCACGCCUGAGCCCCCGCUGCUGGAGGAGAAGGCCCCGCCCUCUCCGCCGCCUGCCCCAGCGCCCCAGCGUGCGCCAUCAGACCGCGGAGCUGUCAUGACCGAAGCCUCGCAGCCCCGGCACGAGGGGCCGGAUAGCGAGCAUUGGCUGGCGCUGCAGACGGGCCGAGAGCCCCCGCCCAUCUGGCGCGUCCAGAAGGCCCUGCUGCAGAAGUUCACCCCGGAGAUCAAGGACGGGCAGCGGCAGUUCUGCGCCACCAGCAACUAUUUGGGGUAUUUUGGGGACGCAAAAAACCGGUACCAGCGCCUUUAUGUGAAGUUUCUGGAAAACGUCAACAAGAAGGAUUACGUGAGGGUCUGUGCCCGGAAACCCUGGCACCGGCCCCCAGCGCCUGUCAGGCGCUCGGGGCAGGCCAAGGGUCCGGCCCCCGCCCCCAAGGCCCCGGGGCCGCCCCCUAAGCCUGAGACCCCUGACAAGAUGACAGCUGAGAAGCCCCCAGAGCGUAUCCCAUGUGUCCCCCCGUCCCCCCCAGAGCGGGCAGUUCCUGGGCGUCUGCUGAAGACCCGGGCGAUGCGGGAGAUGUACCGGAGCUACGUGGAGAUGCUGGUGAGCACCGCGCUCGACCCAGACAUGAUCCAGGCCCUGGAGGACACGCACGACGAGCUGUACCUCCCGCCCAUGCGGAAGAUCGACGGCCUCCUGAAUGAGCACAAGAAGAAAGUCCUGAAGCGGCUGUCGCUGAGCCCCGCCCUGCAGGACGCCCUGCACACGUUCCCGCAGCUGCAGGUGGAGCAGAGCGGAUUUUCGUCUGCCCAGGAGUUCAAGGUGGAGCUGGACAAGUCGGGGUACUACACGCUCUACCACUCACUGCACCACUACAAGUACCACACCUUCCUGCGCUGCCGGGACCAGGUGAGUGCCCCCAGCGCCCUGGGGGUCCACCCCUAUUGGGCUCUGCCAUGGAUACAGGAGCCUGGCCCCUAGCCCCUCCUCCCUCAUACCCAGGAGUCCAGGC